AUGUCAGUCGGAAUCACUGUCUUCCUCGUUCUUCCCAACGAUAUCGCCACGGCAAGAUUCUUGCGGGAGGAAGAGCGUGCUGUCGCUCUCCAGCGAUUGAUAGGAGUGGAGCACGGCACUGGUAACAAAGAAAUAGAGGAGAGGUUCGCAUGGUCCGAAGUCCGCAGAGCUGCGUUCAGCCCUCAGACGUGGCUCUCGGCGAGCGCCUACUUUGGCCUCCUUACGGGAAUAUAUUCAUUCGGUCUCUUCCUUCCGACCAUCCUCGCUGGCAUCGGAUAUACAGCAAACGAUGCCCAGCUGUGGUCGGCAAUUCCUUACAGCAUUGCGGCCUGUACCACUCGCUAUGCUGUAAUCGCUAACAUCGGCGACGAUUACCCCGGAGUCAAGUAUGGAAUGACCUUCAUGAUGGCCACGGGGAUCUACAGCAGCGUUCCACCUGUUCUCACUUGGCUCGCCAACAACUCUGCAGGCCACUACAAGAGAGCGACUGCCGCAGCUCUUCAAUUGGCAAUAGCCAACUGUGGAGGUAUCCUUGCUAGCUUCAUUUAUCCCAACCUCGAAGGUCCAGAGUAUCGCAAGGGCCACACCAUAGUUCUGGCUUUGUUGACGGCCGGUUGGUUUUCCAUCUUGGCAAACGUGCUUUACUGCGCGAAGAUCAACAGAGACAAAGCAAGAGGGAAAUACACUAGAUACGUGGGCUACGGUGACGAUCGGGACCCCGCCUUUAGGAUGGUCCUGUAG
This is a messenger RNA of Didymosphaeria variabile, 741 nucleotides long. RefSeq lists its product as uncharacterized. The transcript is spliced from 5 exons. Gene Ontology annotation, cellular component: membrane. Gene Ontology annotation, molecular function: transmembrane transporter activity. Bases 1 to 741 code for a protein of 246 amino acids. Lineage: Eukaryota; Fungi; Ascomycota; Dothideomycetes; Pleosporales; Didymosphaeriaceae. The record is from RefSeq and is a predicted model, not a curated record.